UUUUUUUUUUUCUUGUUGUAUUUAUGUCUUUACAAGGUCAUCAUUGCUCAUGCUAAACAACUUUCCACCAGUGAAACGACAAAAAAAUGAUACUGAUAUAAUUAGAAAAUGUUUAUACUGUAUGGAUCAGCGAAAGACUGAUGGAUCCUGUAGUCAUUGUAGAACACAUGGUGGAUUGGCAACAGAAUAUCAACAACUUCGAACAGCAUCUGAAGAUCCAACUAUAGAUAUGGAGGAUAUUGAACGACGAUUAAGGAAACUGGAGGCGCGCUUGACUUCACAAUUACACGCAGAUACCUCAUCAUUAUCUAAACAGGCUAAUCCAUCAUUUUUACCUACAGAAAUACCUUCCUUGGAUAUCAUCAAUUCACAAUCAUUAGACAGUACAUCGAAAGAAUCAAAAAUAACACUUGGUGCCACUGGUAUCAACAUCGUUACUAAUGUUAGGGAACCUCAUCAUUUCGUCAAACUUUUGGCUCGUGGGAUCAAUCCAACGUUUGUGCAACAAAAAGCAAUUGAAGUAUAUUCGCGGCCUAUAGAUAUCUUGGAUUCAGCAUAUGACAACAGCAACAAAUACCAAAGCAUCAGUCAUCUUGAUAUCGACAAUGAAGAAUUAGAAGAACGUAUGUGGUUUGAUAUGAUGUUAACAACAAGAUAUUCAAGGUGCUUUUUGAUCUAUCAAAUGGUGGAAAAAGAUCGAUUAGUGGAAUGGGUGUCACCUAGUUUUAUCGAUGGUCUGAAAGGUCAAGUCAAAUUGGAACAUUCUCUUUUGGCGAAAUCCGUCCGUGCUUUUGUUUAUAACCAUGAAUUGGCUUCUGAUUCUCAUCGACAUGGUGGUGCUACUGAUAGUAUUCGACAACGAAAUAUCAAUCCAAAUCGUGGUGCUUUUUAUUUUCAGCAAGCAGAAGAACUUUUGGAAUUGUGUUAUAUGACAAGUAGCCGGAAUACCAUUCGAGCUCUUCUACAUAUGUAUAUGUAUCAAGUGAUGAUUCCAGGUGGCCACCUCAAGGCAAUACAAUAUAGCGAUUUGGCGCUUCGAAUGGCUCAGGGACUGAAACUGAACAAGGAAAAAGGAAUGCUUGUGAAUGAACAAUUACGGGAAGAUGAUCGACGCUUAUGGUGGUCAACUGUUUGGGUUCAUGUAUGGUGUUCUCUUGCUUUUGAUCGUCCUAUCUUGGUGGAAGAAUCUGAUCUCUUGGUACCGAACGCCCGUCCUCCUAGCAAACGACAAGAUGAAUCAAAUCAAGUGGGAUAUUGUAUCGAUUAUUGUGUACAAAGUGUCAAACUUAUGUUUCUCUCGUUAUCCAUCAGCAAACGUCUAAAAAGGAGAACAACAGAAGCCAAAUUAUUAUGGGAAUUGAAAGAUAUUGAAUAUCAAUUGGAUUUAUGGCUAUUGGGAUUACCUGAAGUGUUACAACCGCGAUACUGGAAUAGCGAAAAUAAUCAACAACAACUUAUGGAUGAUGUGCACCAUGAUCAUCAGGAUGCUAGAUCAAUACAAGCUUUUGGUAUGGAACUUGGCUUACUACUGCAAGGACAAUGGACAAUGACGAGAACUCAUGUAUACGAAUGCUUUUUUACAAAUGACGGCUCUAUUUUGGAUUUGUUGGUGACACGUAAUCGACUUCAAGCUGCAGUGAACUAUACCAAUUAUGUUAUUCAGUUAGCGCAACGGAUUCAACCUUGUCUUCUAAUGUAUUUGUUAACGGCAAGUGCAGCUAGUUUAACAACACUCUUUACGUUGACCGAUUAUCGCCAUAAUACCGAUAUUGCCAAUCAAGCUGUACGACAAUUGUACUUACUGAAGACUCUGUUUCAGCAUUCUCCAUUUACUGAUAAUAUCGUCGUUCAACAAUGGAUUCAUGAUAUUGAUCAAAUCUCACCACAGCAGCGUUUGACUAAUAGCAACAACAACAACAACUCGACAGUAGCACAUGUUGAUUGGUCUCAUUCGAUUUCGCCGUCAAGUGAUCCCACAACAACAUCAUUCCCAAUGGUCAUUAUCCAUGGCCAGUGACACGAACAAACCUGACAAUCUUCAAUCAUCUAAUUUUACAACAGCAACAACGACAACAACAUCAAUAUCAUUGGGACCAACUGGAAAUAUCGUCGACCAAAAUCUGCAACAACAACAACAACAACACCAGCAACAACAACACCAGCAACAACAACACCAGCAACAACAACACCAGCAACAGCA
Molecule: messenger RNA, 2200 nt
Organism: Halteromyces radiatus
Lineage: Eukaryota; Fungi; Mucoromycota; Mucoromycetes; Mucorales; Cunninghamellaceae
Exons: 3
Coding region: 50-2017 (655 amino acids)
Biological process (GO): DNA-templated transcription
Cellular component (GO): nucleus
Molecular function (GO): zinc ion binding; DNA binding
Source: RefSeq, a predicted model, not a curated record